Hordeum vulgare subsp. vulgare (domesticated barley) is the source of this 2533-nucleotide messenger RNA. RefSeq names its product probable methyltransferase PMT2. Gene Ontology annotation, molecular function: methyltransferase activity. The transcript has 7 exons. The record is from RefSeq and is a predicted model, not a curated record. Bases 400 to 2244 code for a protein of 614 amino acids. Gene Ontology annotation, cellular component: trans-Golgi network; cytoplasm; endosome. Lineage: Eukaryota; Viridiplantae; Streptophyta; Magnoliopsida; Poales; Poaceae.
CUUUCCGCUUUUAUUCUCCCCCGAAAUCCAACGGCGAGAAACAUACUCCCUCGGUUCUCCCCGACCUGCUCGCUCGACCCGUCGGUGGAGGUGGUGGAGCAGCAGAACCGUCAAGCUCGUGGUUGGGCGAAUCCCCACCCCCGCCGCCCUCGGAAAAAUCGGGGGAAGCCCGGCCGUAAAACCCCGGGAUUCUGGCCCCGGCUUCCCUCCCAGACGGUUGCAGCAGCCGGCCUUCGCCCAGGAGCUGGCGGUGGCAAUCCCGGGAUCCGCGCCGGCGAGCCAUUCCCUCCCGCCAGCAGCCGCCCACGCCUCAAGCCCUCUACGGCAGCUACCGUCUCCGUCCUUCCUCCCGUCGCGACAUCGCAGCCUUUCGCCAUUGGGUUCUGAGGAUAAACCACAAUGGCCGUCAAGGGGGGUCCUGCGGACAACAGGACUAGAAGCACCGUGUCUAUAUGCAUAGUGAUUGGCUUGUGCUGCUUCUUCUACAUCCUCGGGGCGUGGCAGAAGAGCGGCUUCGGAAAGGGGGACAGCAUCGCCCUGGAGAUCACCAAGCGGACCGAUUGCACCCUCUUGCCGAACCUCAGCUUCGACACACACCAUUCUAAACAAGGCAGCUCCGGCGAUCUUGUUUCACCAGUGAAGAAGUUUAAGCCAUGCCCCGACCGCUUCACGGACUAUACACCUUGCCAAGAUCAAAACAGAGCUAUGAAAUUUCCUCGGGAGAACAUGAAUUACAGAGAGCGGCAUUGCCCACCUCAGAAAGAAAAGCUGCACUGCCUGGUACCACCGCCUAAGGGAUAUGUUGCUCCGUUCCCAUGGCCCAAAAGUCGGGACUAUGUUCCUUUUGCGAAUUGUCCCUAUAAGAGCUUGACGGUCGAAAAAGCCAUACAGAACUGGGUGCAGUAUGAGGGCAACGUCUUCAGAUUCCCUGGUGGAGGGACACAGUUCCCUCAAGGUGCCGAUAAGUACAUUGAUCAACUGGCAUCAGUUAUACCGAUUGCCAAUGGAACUGUGAGGACUGCAUUGGACACUGGUUGCGGGGUGGCUAGCUGGGGAGCUUACUUGCUAAAGAGGAAUGUUUUGGCCAUGUCGUUUGCACCCAGAGAUUCACACGAAGCCCAAGUACAGUUUGCUCUGGAGAGAGGUGUCCCAGCUGUUAUUGGUGUUCUUGGCACAGUUAAACUCCCUUAUCCAGCAAGAGCCUUUGAUAUGGCUCAUUGUUCCAGGUGUUUGAUUCCAUGGGGAAUGAAUGAUGGACUCUAUAUGAUGGAAGUUGAUAGGGUUCUAAGACCUGGUGGAUACUGGGUGCUGUCAGGUCCUCCAAUUAACUGGAAGGCGAACUACAAGGGUUGGCAACGUACAAAGGAGGAUCUUCAGGCAGAGCAGAACAAGAUAGAGGAAAUGGCUGAGCUUCUAUGUUGGGAGAAAGUCUCGGAGAAGGGUGAGACGGCAAUAUGGAGGAAAAGAGUAAAUACUGAGUCCUGUCCUUCUAGGCUAGAAGAAUCCACUGUGCAAAUGUGUGAAUCAACAAAUGCAGAUGAUGUCUGGUACAAGAAGAUGAAGGCAUGUGUUACACCUCUUCCUGAUGUAGAAAAUCCAAGUGAAGUUGCCGGAGGAGCAAUCAAGCCCUUCCCAAGCAGGCUCAAUGCAAUUCCUCCAAGAAUUUCUAAUGGGUUGAUUCCAGGGGUUUCAUCUGAGGCAUAUCAGAAAGACAACAAAAUGUGGAAGAAGCAUGUGAAGGCUUAUAGCAAUGUGAACAAGUAUCUACUUACUGGUAGGUACAGAAACAUCAUGGACAUGAAUGCAGGUUUUGGGGGUUUCGCUGCGGCUAUUGAGUCCCCAAAAUCUUGGGUGAUGAAUGUGGUGCCAACCGUUGCAAAGAUUGCAACCCUGGGGGCUGUUUAUGAGCGAGGAUUGAUUGGCAUUUACCAUGACUGGUGUGAAGCUUUCUCUACUUAUCCAAGGACCUAUGAUCUUAUCCACGCUAGUGGCCUUUUCACCUUGUAUAGCAAUAAGUGCAGCAUGGAAGACAUCCUCCUUGAGAUGGACCGCAUCUUGAGGCCUGAAGGCGCUGUUAUAAUGCGUGACGAUGUCGAUGUCUUGACAAAGGUGAACAAACUCGCCCGGGGCAUGAGAUGGAACACGAAGCUAGUUGACCACGAGGAUGGUCCCCUAGUGCGUGAGAAGGUCUUGUACGCUGUGAAGCAGUAUUGGGUUGGUGGAAACCAGACGGCCGCAUCGUGAACAAGAACAUAUUCUAACACGGGGAAUUCUGGGAUGCACCUUUGAAGCUGGCGUCCAGGAAUUGAGAUACGGAGUCCUCAGGUGCGAACAGAAUGGCCUACACUUCUCCGGGGUAGCAAUGAAGCAACCAAGGUUUCUUCCUUGCUGUUGAUCGGCAGCAGUAUAUUGUUGUAACAGUUUUGUAAUUUAAUUCCAUUCAUCACUCAGCAUGAACUAGUGUCUCUCUGUUAAUUGAAAGAUGUAUUGUCAAGAAAUAUUAUUGCUUUAUUAGUUUCUGUAAUCUUGCUCA